Parathielavia appendiculata is the source of this 811-nucleotide messenger RNA. RefSeq names its product 60S ribosome subunit biogenesis protein NIP7. Gene Ontology annotation, biological process: ribosome assembly; ribosomal large subunit biogenesis. Gene Ontology annotation, cellular component: nucleus; nucleolus; preribosome, large subunit precursor. Lineage: Eukaryota; Fungi; Ascomycota; Sordariomycetes; Sordariales; Chaetomiaceae. The coding region runs from base 128 to 700 and encodes 190 amino acids. The record is from RefSeq and is a predicted model, not a curated record. Gene Ontology annotation, molecular function: RNA binding. The transcript has 5 exons.
ACUUUUUUGGACUUCGCGAUAAGCAUAGAGUACCAAGAACUGCCAAACCUGGAAGAGAGACCCGAGACAGAACAACAAAACCUAUUACACCACUCCCACCUAGCGGACGUACUCCCAUACCGCCAACAUGCGCCCCUUAACUGAUCAGGAAAUGAAGACAGUGUUGGACAAGCUAGCCAACUAUGUCUCCGACCUGAAAAGUCUAAUUGCCCCCCUCGAGGACGGCGACCGUUACGUGUUCCGGCUGAACCACUCCCGGGUCUACUACGUCAAGCUUUCUAUCGCCAACCUUGCCACGAGCAUUAGCCGUGACGCGCUGCUCAGCUUGGGUACUUGUCUGGGGAAGAUGACCAAGACGGGCAAGUUUCGCCUGCACAUCACGGCACUGCCCAUCAUUGCGCCGGGCGCGCGGCACAAGAUUUGGGUCAAGGAUAACGGGGCGCAGCCUUUCCUAUAUGGGUCAAAUGGUGGGUAUCUGUGGAUUGAAGUGGUGAAAGCGCACGUUGGGAGGUGGUCCGAGGACUGCCCGGAACAUUCGGGCUGUGUCGUGUACAGCAUGGCGGAUAUCCCACUCGGUUUUGGAGUGACUGCAAGGAGUACGACCGAGGCGCGACGAUUGGAUCCUACGGGCAUCGUGUGCUUCCGGCAAGCAGACUGCGGCGAGUACCUCCGCGACGAGGACACUCUCUUUGCGGGUUAAUUGGGCCAACUCGGUAAUGGUAUAGUUAGACAAAAACGACAUAUGGGCCGGCGUCAGGUGUUCAAAUGGCCUCGUAUCUAUCAAUGAGGCGGUGGCUGCUUUGGUUAUCAA